Molecule: messenger RNA, 2678 nt
Organism: Canis lupus familiaris (dog)
Lineage: Eukaryota; Metazoa; Chordata; Mammalia; Carnivora; Canidae
Gene: MMAB
Product: metabolism of cobalamin associated B
Exons: 9
Coding region: 69-788 (239 amino acids)
Molecular function (GO): corrinoid adenosyltransferase activity
Source: RefSeq, a predicted model, not a curated record
GGUGGAGUCGCCCGCGGUGCCCGGAACGGGAGCCUGGCUGGGUCAGCCCCCGACGAGCAGCCGCGCGCAUGGCUGUGUGGGGCCUGGGAGGCCGCGUGGGCCUGCGCGGGGGCGUCGGCGCCCGUGGGCUACUGUGUCCCCGUUUCCAGAGCCGCCGCUCCCAGGGCGUGGAAGACGGGGACGGGCCACAGUCUUCCUCAAAGACACCCAGGAUCCCCAAGAUAUACACCAAAACAGGAGACAAAGGGUUUUCUAACACUUUCACUGGAGAAAGGAGACCUAAAGAUGACCAAGUGUUUGAAGCCGUGGGAACUACAGAUGAAUUAAGUUCAGCUAUUGGAUUUGCUUUGGAAUUCAUCACAGAAAAAGGCCACCCCUUUGCUGAAGAGCUUCAGAAAAUCCAGUGCUCGCUGCAGGACGUCGGCUCUGCCCUGGCGACACCGCACUCUUCGGCCAGGGAGGCUCACUUAAGACAUGCUACAUUUGAGGCAGGGCCCAUCCUGGAGCUGGAGCAGUGGAUUGACAAAUAUUCCAACCAGCUCCCACCACUCACGGCUUUUAUUCUGCCGUCAGGGGGCAAGAGCAGCUGUGCACUGCACUUCUGUCGGGCUGUGUGCCGCCGAGCAGAGAGACGCGUGGUGCCGCUUGUCCAGAUGGGUGAGACCGACGCUAAUGUGGCCAAGUUCUUAAACAGACUCAGCGACUAUCUCUUCACAUUAGCCAGAUAUGUGGCCAUGAAAGAGGGGAAUCAGGAAAAAAUAUACAAGAAAAAUGACCCGUCGGCCUGAGCCUGCGGCACUUGGAAGUAGUGCAGAAGGGGAGAUGUGCAGCCCCCUCGGAGGUGAAAACUUUGUCCUUCCUGUCCUGAUCCCUGCAGAUCUCCGCCAGGGGCGCUGGACGAGACUCCUGCCCACUCCCCUAGGCUCUCCUGGGUGGGAAUGAAUGAGUUCAGUACUGCAGAAAAAGAAGGUAAAGUGACUGCUGCAAGGAAGAGCCACGUAGAAAAAAAUAAAAGUGGGAAAAGCUUGAGCUGUGUGCACACGUGCGUGCAUGCGUGUGCGUGUGUUGAGAGAGCCCUGCUGCUACCAGCUCAGGUGCCAUGAGGAUUUGGAACGGUGCCAGAGGCCCUUGGACACGUAAUUGUGAUUUAGCUGUGCCAAGGGGGAUUUAAAUGUCACAUUUAUAAAGGUGAAGGGAGACAGGAUUUGGAGGUUCGGGCCGCUUGGAGCCACCAGCCCCACCUCUGUAGGGGAUGGACAGCUGGGUGCAUGGCAGGAGUACAGCCCAGAGAGCCCCCUCCUGGAGGGGAGCCUCCCUCCCUAGGGGUGCUGAGGGGAGAGGGACAGCAUCGCUCAGAGGAGGACUUCUGUCUGCUGGUUUAGGCCUCUCAGAUCCGUGCCUCCGCUGUAUUUUAUUUCUCUUGUCACCACUCCCCACCCCCAACCACGAAAACGACACUGCCAGUGCCAGCUGUGUCCUUGGGAAGGGGAUAUUUAUGCAGGGCAAGGAGGUGGCCCGGAGAAUGUGAAGGCUGCACGCUGCUAAUUGCAGGAAAUGACUCCAAAAGGGCAGGCUCUUGCGAAGUGCUGGGGCCGAGCCGCCUGGUGAACUCAGUUCAGCAGUCAUUCCCUCAGCGAGCCCCUGCUCGGCCCGGGGAGCCGUGUCACUCUGGCUGCCGCCUUGCCAGCCGGUCCGUGGACGGUAAAACAAUCAGAGCCUGCUGUGGCUCUCAUUCUUACCACCGUGUCUGUUAGUUUUGCUGCAGGAACAGGUGCCCCUGACUGAUCCUGCUGGGUCCCCGGGGUUUCCCAAGCCAAGAGUGGGCGAAGGUGAGGUCCCUCCAGGGCCUCCCCAGCCCCGCCCAGCGGUCAGCGCCAGCUCAGGUACACAGCAGGUGCUCAGAGCUGGUGAGCAGGGCCCAAAGCGUUGAAAGCACCCACACUUCAGGAGAGACUGAGGUGACGAGCUGCCCUUCCGACACGCAGGCUGGCCCAGGGGGCAGCUUGCUCAGGAGCUUACUGGCGCCCGCUCCACUCCGUUCUGCCCCUCCUCCUCCAGAUCUUCCUGGAAGGAGCAAGACGUAUAUGCUGAAACGACAACUCCACCCUCCUUCCUAGCCACGGUCAGACACCCUACAAAGGACCAGAGAAGCAUCAAGUGAGGCUUCGAAACAAAGCAGCUGGCCUGUUGCCAAAUCCUGGCUCCACAAGCCCUUGCUGGGACGGGCUGGGGCGGGCCUGAAGUUCACUCCACGUUCCCAGGCCCUGCCUCAGCCUCCUCGCUUUGGCCGGCAGACAUGCCCCCAGAAACGGGCCAGGUGCAGGGCAGGCGUCGCAGCUCUGGAGGGGCCUCCCUGUGUGGCCAGCCCAGGAAACACAGAAGUGGCCUACUCUGGGCACCCAGGGACGGACUGGUGUGAAACGUUCGCUGCUCUGCAGUGCCGUACAAAGCCGCUGUGGAGCCAGAAGCAAAAGGAAGAUGCACACCCCUGUGUGCGCUCACCAGAAUCCCUCCCGUGCCUGAAACAUUAACACCAAGCUCCACAGUAAAAACACACAACUAAGUACAAAGCCCGUGUUGCCCAAUCUGUCUACGCUCACAAGGGAUAGUCCCCCUUGCACACAAGUGCAGGGUUGGGAAAGAAACAGUGAAAAAAAAAAAAAGUGAGCUGCUUUUAC